AUGGACCAAGAGGACAGUUUGCCCUCAGGGGCCUCAGGCGACCUCACCCCAUCUCCACUGGUGGAAGCUAUCGAAAGCGGCGACCGGGCUUCGGUGUCAAAGGUGUUGGAAGGAUUGACCCCUGACGAACGGCAAUGCGAGCUUACGACGGCGUGCGCCGGGAGUGGUGCAGGACGAAGCCAUGGUGCUGACCUGUCGGCACCGUCGGCACGCACGUCAGAGACGGUCAUGCUCCCCGUCUUCCAUGCGGCGUACGUCGGCCACGUUGACGUUUUAUCGGAAGUGCAUAGCGCGCUGGGGGCCAACCUGUCCCAUGAUGCGGUGGAGAAGAUGUUGACGUCCACGUCGGAUCGCGGAGGCCGGAACCUUCUCGCGAAGGCGGUGCAAGGCGGGGCGGCGCCGGUGGUGUGCGCCCUGGUGGACCUCCUGCUUGCCCACAAGCUCGCGCCCGCGCAGAGGGUGAAGGUGCUCAGCUCCGCCAACGGCAGGAACCAGACUACUUUGAUGGUCGCAGCUCAGUCGGGGCAAUCAGAGAUUGCGCAAGCGGUGAUCAGGCUUGUCGGAGAGGACUGGGUGCCGAACGAUAACGAGGAAGCGGAAUUUGUAACCAAAACCGACAGCCGGGGGUGGAGCGCCCUCUCUUACGCCGUCGUCAGCGGACACACGGCCGUCGUGGAUGCCGUGAUUUCCCUCAUCGAGCGAGCGGUUCUUCCUGAACAGGUCAAUCCGAUCAUCGACGACUGCCUCCCUUUGGCGAUGUCCGAGGUGCUCAUGUCCAACAACCAGGUCCGAGGGGACGAGGCCGUCUCGGUGUUGUCGUGCCUUAUCAAGCACGGCGCCGGACCCACGCCAAGGCAGGUGUCACUCGUGGGGAGCAAGGCCGGCUUCGAGGCGGCGAGGAAGUGCUUCCUCGAUGCCGUGUGCUCCGCCGUGAACCCCUUGCUGGUCGGGAUGCGGCUGUCUCUGCUGCUCGCGGAUGCUGCAGAAAUGGGCAACGAGGGGCAGCGGCAGGUGGCUCUCCGCCUGCAGAAUGAAGUCGAAGACCUCGUCCUUGAAGUGUUCGAGAGGUUGCCGCAGACCGUGGAUGCCUUUCGAGAGGGAGACAUCGCCGGCAGCGGCAUGGAUGCAUGCGCCGUCGUUUUCGCCCCGGAGAAGAUGCGGCCACGUGACGAAACCAUCCCGUCCCACUUAUUCCAAGACGACGCCGGCGGAACCCGAGUGGAUUCCGGGCCGCUGGAAAUGGCGUUGCAGGCCCGCCACCAGCUUGAGCUGUUCUGCACCCAACCGCUGGUUCUCGAUUACCUAAACCGCGCAUUCACACGAGGGCUGCCGGGCCUCGACGCGUCGGAGGCCGGGGCUCAGGAGGCCGACCAACUCAAGCUUCGCAUGCAGCGGAACGCGUCCGUGCAAGUCAACGCCGGCGACGGUGAGAGCUCGGGAGAGUUUUCGCGGGAGCUGCUGGAGGUGCUCGAGGGGUCCCACCCGGUGUUCGGGAGCCUGACACUGUCCGCGGGGAAGCAGUUCAUCCUGGCGCAGGUCGUGGCGCGGCCGGCGUUCAGCUACUCGGUACCCGCCGUGAGGAUGGCGGUCGACCUCCUGGUGUACCUCCUCAUGCUCGCGCUCUUCGCCAAGGAUGUCCUCUGGUACGAGGAGGGCACCGUCGAGGUCGGCGAGGUCGUGUUCUUCGUAUACGUCGUGGGGGCGAUCCUGGUCGAGAUCACCGAGCUGUGGGACGGGAGGGAGGAGUACAUGAAGGACCACUGGAACGCGCUGGACGUGGCCGCCCUGGCUUUCUGUGGGGGCGCGUUCCUUGUGCGGGUGUACGACCCGGAGAGCUUGUGGGGGAGAGCCCUGUACUGUGCUGGUGCGCCGCUCCUGCUGUUUCGCACACUCUUUUUCGCGCAGUUCAUGCCGGCGCAGGGACCAAUGAUCGAGAUCAUCUUCAGUCUGGCGGGCGAGCUGCUGAGGUUUUGCACCAUCCUGCUGGUGACAAUGAUGGGCUUCGCAAUGAGCUUUUUCGCUCUCUUCCGGCAUUCCUGCACAGUCGGCUCGUUUCAAACGUAUUGGUCGACGUCCAUCGCGCUGCUUCGAGCGAUGCUGGGGGAGACUAAACUGUACGACGACUUUACCGUAGCCGCGGAGUGCUGCUAUGACGCCGUUGAGCCGUCGGACGAGCUCCACUGCGAAGACUUCCUGAUGGAGUGCUGCCACAACGUGGAAUCUGAGCACUUCAACGGCCUCGUCGGAAAGGCUUUGCUCGCUGCCUACAAUGUGGUGAUGGGAAUCAUUCUGCUCAAUCUUCUCAUCGCCGUUCUCUCCGAAGCGUACGUGGACGUCAAGGAGAACAUCGACACUGAGUCCAAGGUGACGAGAACCCUGGUGAUUCGGCACUAUAUGAAAGCCGUCGAUCAGGACAUGCUCCCGCCUCCUCUGAACCUGGUCCAGCACGCCGUGUCGACGCUGGCGAUGCUCUUCGGCUCCCUCACAGGUAAGACGGGAGUCUUCCGGAAAGCGGAGUUCUACUCGGGACUGGUGCUGUUCUGGUUUGUGUCUGGCCUUUUCGCAGUGCUCGCCGGAUCGAUACUGUGGAUCAUCUCCUGGCCGAGAGGAGUAUUCAUGUUCUUCCUGCGACGGUCAUCACACAGCGGUAGGGUCUCGGCGAGCGCUCAGCUGGUCGCUCUCUUCUGCGGCGCGGCAAUGCCCCUGUUGAUGCUGUACAAGUGGCUGUGGGCCUCGACGUGCGGAGCCCUGUGGCGGCAUCUGGCCGAUGGCGGCGCUUGGUCGAACGACGGCGGGGCCAGUGCCGGCUACGACGAGAUCCGAAGCGAUGAUAGCAGAAGACCCCGGCCGCACGACGACGGUAUCGUCGGGAAGACACUGGAGCGUUACGGCGGCACGGCGGGACAGGGGGGCGCUCUCAACGUGCACCAGCUUCGAGAGUUCUUGGCGAACCCGAUGAAGGACCCCGUGGUCCAGCGGGACGAGGAGACGAGAGAGACCACGGUAGAGCACGUCAAGCUGUUGAGAGACAACCUCACGGAGAUGGUUGGCGAGAGGGUGGGCGAGCUCGAUGCAGCCGCGACGGCGAGGUUUCAGAGCUUGGAGACCAGUAUGGAUGGACGUGUGGACGCGUUGUCGGAGAAGGUGGACAGAGUUGACGAAAAGCUGGCGGAAAUCUUGCGCAAGUUGGAUGGUGCCACCUGAAGCACGCUUUCGAAGGACUUCGCUCUUUGUCGGUAACGUCGUUUAUUUGGUUUUGCGUAGGGAUGUAGCAUCGACGCACAUGGCUGUACGAGAGUUUGUGCUUUUCGGGAGCAAUUGAUGCGUAUCUCCACACGCGAACGUUGUUCCGCUGUACUGCUGGGUGGGAAUUGUGACGUUGUAAGCAUUGUAUCGGCUUCCACGUGUUUCUGUUUGUGCACACGCAAGUACUUUCCCGGUGCGAAGCCGUAGUUUCCUAGAACCACCAUCUCAUGUGCCGUUCUCCAUAGCGUACCAAAUGGGUGCGGUGGGAAACAUUCUCCCGCUACCUUACCAUCGGAUAACUCGGCUCGGUCGUCAUGACUCCACCUUGGGUUGGGCUCAGGACCUUUCAUACAUGGUAUAGAUUUGUUUUUGGAGUUUGCAGCAGAGGCAGUCAUCACCCAUCAAUCCACGCUUGCGUAUUCCUUUCAUGUUUUCUAGUACCAUGUAGACAAACUUAGACAAUGUACGAUAUUUGUAGCAUCAUGUAUGCGUCGCCAGAGCACACUCGAGAUGGGAACCCAUGGCCAGAUGCAACGUCGGCGGCGAAGUGAAUCGUCAUAGCUGAAGUAAUUAUUACCGUUGAGUUGUGACAAGGUGCCUAUCAGAGGCUGUCACAAAGGAAUGAUCUGGUAGGUGUGACAGCCUCUGAUAAUGUUUUGUCCGCGGAAUUCUCGUUCUGUUGGAACGAUAGGUGACAAAGAUUGCGGACAUUAAAACGCCUUUGAACGUGACGAUUCGAAGCCUCUGCAGGGUACGUACACGACCGUGUUGUUCGGGACGUCGCGACGAGGUUUUGAUAUGUGCGCCCGCAUAUCUGUGAAGCUCGCUUCAUCCUACUGCUCUGUGGCGGAGCGUGGGAGCGGGCUUCAUGUGAUCGAUCGUAGACAGGGACCAUUGAGAGAAUUCCGCCCAUUAUCUAUCCGGGCGUUGCUUGGAUGAGGCCAAUUCCAUCAGGGUGGUGACCCCGGUGCGAGAAGUUCAGCCUCGCUCGGGUGACGAGUCUG
Molecule: messenger RNA, 4250 nt
Organism: Ectocarpus siliculosus
Lineage: Eukaryota; Phaeophyceae; Ectocarpales; Ectocarpaceae
Source: the annotation of a GenBank genome assembly